AUGGAGAACCGACGCAUGUCGCGCGAUUACGCGACAUCACAUGUCCUUGCGUGGACAACGACCCAGUCCGUCAUGGUUGAGCCGGCAUUAGAGGAAGACUUGGAGACUGAUGCGGAUGAACCCCCGGAUUCGACAAUGCUACCCAUGUCACCACGCUUUGAGCGCGCUCCCGUUCACAGGGGCAGCCAACACCAAGAGUCUAUGUUGACCAAGGCUCUUCACAGCGCCUCUGACUCUGAUCAUACCGAGUCUGAUUAUCAGCCACGCCGAUUGGGCAGGAGACGCUCUAUUACUAGCACUUUCAGCCUGGCUUCGACUGCCGACUACACCUGCGAUACCGGCAUUACUACCCCUCCUCGUACUACUUCACCGAGCCCACGUUUCACUGGCACCACCUUCCGACUCUCGUCCAAAGUUACCGAGGCGAAACCCAGCACUGCCCAGAUCCUCCGGCCAGCUGCUGCCGUGCAGGCGCCGGAGAAGAAGCGAUGCAUCUCUUUCGCUUGUGCGGCCAAGCCUAGAGUCAACGAUCAAGCCUUGACGCAACCCCCUCCCACGCCCACGCUAAUCAAGGAGGAAGUCAAGACUCAGGAAGCGCCCAAGAGACCGACCAUCAAGUUUGCUUGUGCUUCUCGUCCACAGAGAGAUCGGCCUUCGCCAACUCAGCCUACUCGUCCCGCUACACCACCUCCAGCACCGGUCACCUCGCCGCUCAAGGAAGCGUUUGAAUUCAACACCAGAUCCCAGUCUCGCAGAAGCUCCGUGGCUACCAUCUCGAAGAAAUAUCUGACUGCUGAGUCCGGAGAUUUGGAGAGCGAGCGCGCCCGCUUCCACGAAAGGAGCUCGCCAUUCGCAAGAUCGGAAAGGAAGCUGAGGAAGAAGCCGAGCUGGAGGAAGCACUCGAAUCGGGCGAAGCACUUCAAGACGAUGACGAGGAGGCGGACGGCGAUGAAGACGAGGGAAGACGAACAACGAGACGACAACGAGGAUGAGGACAACAUGGAUGACGAUGAGGACGAUAACGAGGAUGAGGAUGAAGACGAAGAUCUCAGCGAUGCCCACUCCGUCUCCGUCUGGGGUGACGAUGCGUCUGACGGUUAUAAGACCGACUCCGAGAUUGGGUUCGGCGAGUCUGACGAUGAGGAUGACGAUGACCUGGUUCUCUGGACUACUGGCGGUCUUGCCGAUCUUUCAUUGUCUGGUGCUACUCCCGUUGUGCGUCGGGGUUCCGUUGACGAGUCCUCUGACUCUUCCGCUGCCUCGGAUGGCAACAACGUUGCUCGCCGUGCUCUGAGGAGGCGCGACACGAUUAGGGCUCGUGACUUCCGCCCCGCUACCCCUGAUUUGCCUGACAGCACAGAUUUCGUCUGCGGCACCUUGGAUGAGGACCGUCCCUUGGAGGCGGCCUAUUUGGAGCGCCUGGCUGCCCGCAAGCAGAACAAGCUCGUCUUCAUCCCCCAGGACAUCGAUCCCAGCUUCCCCACCUCGGAGCCCGAGGAUGAAGGAGAGGAGUUGUACAACAAGAGCAUGCAUGGACACGACGAUAGCGAGGACGAUAUGUGGCAGUUGGAGGAUCUACACUCAGAGCGUGGCCGCAUUGGUCGUGCGAAGAAGACUCAGAACUCACCUCGGCGAUGCCGCUCACCUCCUCCCAAAAGGCGUCUCUCUCCCUGCCCCAAGCCUCGCGGCCGCAAUGAUCGCAAGUUGUUCGACCGCUCUUCUCCCCGCAGGAUGAGGUCACCUGCUCCUCCCAUUCCGUCUGCAAAGUCUCCCCAUGCUUCUCCUGCUAUGGGAGCCGAUGGCGUUGCGUUCAAAUCACUCGCAUUCAGACCGGGCUUGGCCUUCACCAAGUCACUGCCCAAGGGACCAGUCAUGUUCCCUCACGUCAACAAACAACAGCCUCGCAGAUCCCGUGCUGGCACCAUCAACCAAGAUACCCACAUUCGUGGUGCCAUUGACAUUGUCAAGGGCUUGGAGGAGAAGCGCCAGAGGCGCAAGGAGAAAUAUUACCAAAAGUAUUGCAGCCGGGCCCGCAAGGAGAAGGCUCAGCCCAAGAGACCUCCUCCUGGACAGGGUGCCGAGCGCAUGCGUGAAGUUGGCCUGAUUAUGGCUGGCAAGAUCGGCCAGGCCAACUAUGUUCUUUCUUAUUAA
Sordaria macrospora k-hell is the source of this 2151-nucleotide messenger RNA. Lineage: Eukaryota; Fungi; Ascomycota; Sordariomycetes; Sordariales; Sordariaceae. The record is from RefSeq and is a predicted model, not a curated record.